UUGGCAACAGAUAUCAACUUCUUUUGUUUUAUUUUCACUCUUGUCAUUAGACUUAUUCACUUUUCGAGAGGGAGGAAAGCUUUUCCCCUUUAUAGAAAUCAGGGGCAAGAAAAUUUCUUUGCAAAGAAACAAAACGCUAUUGGGUACUAUUUGAGUAAACAGCUCUCGGACUGCAUUGACACAAAUCUAAUUCAGAUGUAUGAUGAUGUGCAGUUCGUGAAGAGGAGUAAUGCAGAGUUGAUAAAUGGCCUUAUCGGUAUGGACCUCGGCAAACUGUCAGCAGUCGGCAAGCGAUCGAACGCGGAGCUCAUCAACGGACUGCUCGGGAUGAAUCUGAAUAAAUUGAGCUCAGCCGGACGACGAUGA
Molecule: messenger RNA, 366 nt
Organism: Haemonchus placei
Lineage: Eukaryota; Metazoa; Nematoda; Chromadorea; Rhabditida; Trichostrongylidae
Source: the annotation of a GenBank genome assembly